Messenger RNA from Athalia rosae (coleseed sawfly), 4781 nucleotides. It is a transcript of the gene Adcy8, whose product is annotated as adenylyl cyclase 78C. Gene Ontology annotation, molecular function: adenylate cyclase activity. The record is from RefSeq and is a predicted model, not a curated record. The transcript is spliced from 19 exons. Gene Ontology annotation, cellular component: plasma membrane. Lineage: Eukaryota; Metazoa; Arthropoda; Insecta; Hymenoptera; Athaliidae. Gene Ontology annotation, biological process: adenylate cyclase-activating G protein-coupled receptor signaling pathway; intracellular signal transduction; cAMP biosynthetic process. Bases 159 to 4316 code for a protein of 1385 amino acids.
GCAUAAUGUCAUGAGUGUUGUAUUGGUGUGUUUAUGGUGUGUAAAACGAAAACCGGCUAGUUAAUCAAGUGCAUUGAAGAAUUUAGUCGUUGCAUACUUAUUUGGAUUUUUCAGUUCAAUCCACCGAAUGUUUAAGGUAUAAUAGUUAUCGUAAUAAUAUGAUUACGGAGCAGACCUGGAGCAUGAUGCUUGACUGCAGCGACGGUUCUAGCGUUAGCGAGCUUGGAAUAUCACCGAGGAAACAGCUUUGGAUAAAAGCAGUAAAGAAAUUGACUUCAGAACGUCUUGGAAGAGAGGCGCUCGCAGCUUGGGAAGAUCGUAAACCACCAACAGAAGAUGAAGAACCAAUUGAAGCUGAAAAAUUAUCUUCAAAUUUAGAAUUAGCGAAUAAUAAUGAUCAUAAUCUAAGAAAUCUGAAAUUAGAUGAAGCAGAGGAGAACACAAAAGUUGAUAAAAAUUUUCAACCUGACAAAGACGAGGAAUCGCAGGCCGAAAAAGAUGUUUUUAAAAAAGGUGUUUUGUAUAAGGGUAUAUUCUGCCCGUCACUGACAAACAGUUUUCACAACAGACAUUUAGAAUUGUCUUACUUGAAUUAUUCAAAUCGUCAAAGACAAAAGUCUUUGAUAAUGUUGAAUGUGAUUGAUCUUAGUUUGAAGAUCGCUCUCAUGACAAUUUGGCUGUGGAGGAGAAACAAAAAUUCUACCGGCUUGACAGAGUCCUUGUCUUGGACGGUGUGCUGCAUGCUGGCAAAUCUUGUAGUAUGCAUUCUUGGCUGGUGGCGAUGCUUUUCGAACAAGUAUUUAUACUGGGCUUCAAUAUUCACCUGGCUCCUUGUCAACUCACAAGGUUUCAUUGGUGCAAAUCUGACCUUUUCUACCCAGCAACGUCUAGUUUGGUACAUUCUAUUCGUUGUUUACGCUCCCUAUGCUAUGCUACCACUUCCUCUGCGGUGGUGUGUUCUUGCCGGCUUUGGCACUGCCUUGACACAUACAAUUAUGUCUGUUAUAAAUUUGAAAAACAACACCGAAUAUAAUGAAGUCUGCUUUCCACGUCUACUUACUACAAAUGUUCUACUUUACGUAGCUGUCAAUCUGGCGGGCAUGUAUACAAAAUAUUUAACUGACAGGGGGCAGCGACAGGCCUUCUUAGAGACACAUAGAUCACUUGAAACCAGGCAUAGGACGCAAAAUGAGAACAACAGGCAAGAAAAACUCCUGCUUUCUGUAUUACCGGAUUUCGUGGCAAGAGAAAUGAUUCGCGACAUUGCACGCGAAGAAGAAAGAGGAGGCACAAUAACAUUUACCCCUAAUCAAUUUCACAGAAUUUAUAUUCACCGAUACGAAAAUGUGAGCAUUUUGUUCGCAGACAUCAAAGGCUUUACAGCUUUGGCCAGUCAAUGUAGUGCCCAAGAGCUGGUGAAAGUAUUGAACGAUCUAUUUGCAAGAUUCGACAGACUAUCUUCAGAAAAUCAUUGCCUCCGGAUAAAACUUCUUGGCGAUUGCUACUACUGCGUCUCUGGCUUACCUACCGCAAGGAUUGACCAUGCACAUUGCUGCGUUGAAAUGGGACUCAGGAUGAUAAAGGCCAUUAGAGAUGUCAGAUACACAACCAAGACAGAUCUGAAUAUGCGGAUUGGAAUUCACAGCGGUUCAGUUCUCUGUGGUGUCUUAGGCCUUAGAAAAUGGCAGUUUGACGUUUGGUCAUACGACGUUACACUAGCCAAUCAUCUGGAAAGUGGAGGAAUCCCAGGGCGCGUUCACAUAUCCCUAGAUACUUUAAGGUGUCUGAAUGAUGUCUAUGAAGUUGAACCAGGCUACGGAGCGGACAGAGAUAAUUACCUCAAAGAUAGAAAUGUGGAAACAUAUCUCAUUAAGCAGCUGGAACCUAUGGGCACUAGACGUCGAUUUUCGGCACGUCCAAAACUCUACAGCUCUCCAGAAGAAGAAGCAAGUGCAAAGAGUAGGAAAAGCUUCAAAGCAAACCCUAACGCAGGGAGUACUGCAAACGCAAACAACAAUCCAGGAGUAGAGGAAGAAAUCAGCAUUGAUUGGACACCAGAAAUUCCGUUUGAAAAUCUGAAUAACGCGACUUCAAUGAGUAACUUGGAGUCAGAAUAUCUCGAGGAAGACGCGUCAGCACUGUCAAAGCCCCGGAAACCACAGUGUGGUUCAACAUUAGAAAAAUCUGGUGCAAUAGCUGAUCAUGCUAUAGAAACCGCCAGCAACAAACGCAUGAGAUCAGCCAAUAUCAAUACCUGGACUCUUAAGUACAAUGACGAAACCCUGGAAAUAAAGUUCUGUCAACUACGCGAAGAUAUGUUCAAAUCGAACAUGAUUUGUUGCUACGUAAUCUGGCUUUUCAUCGCAGUAUGCCAAGCCGUUGUCUCACCCAGUUGCCUGCCGCUCCUGAUCGCCCUGGGUUUUACAACAUUGGCAUUAACGUUGGCUUCUAUUUUGGUGAUGGCCGAGGAGUUCAACCACUUUCCGUCUAUCCUGAAGCACUUUUCAUCGAUGUUAACUCACGACAAACAACGUCGUACGGUAUUCAUUUGUAGCAUAAUAUCCUUGAUGGCUUUGACGUCAAUGUUAAGUGUGAUAGCUUGUCCGCGGUUUCGUAUUUGCAUCCAAGAGAAUAUGACCAAUUUUCCAUUACGUGAAGAGCAGAAAGCAGAGGCCAUCAUAGAGGGUUCAGAAGCUCGAGAAACGGCAAAGUCUGCUUCUAAAACUCUCGAUGAACUCUUCCUCAGCUUCUUAUCUGCCGCUCUUCAAGAUAAUAUUGAAGAUCAGCCUAAAGACGUGAGAAAAUUGAAAAAUGAGUAUAUUGAAAUGGGGAAUGGACAGCAGAACCAGGUCUCAAGGCAGUGCACCGAAAACGAAGGCGAUAAAGUUCAGUCCAGUAACAUUGAGGUAAAAGUUACUCACGUUUUAAAUGGAAAAAAAUCUAACAGCCCUGAGGAACGAAGGAUCCGGAAAGAAGUUGUCAGGUUUUACAAGUAUGAGAAAUACUUCAAAGAUAAAAAAUAUUCGCAUCGUGACAAAAGGCAUAAAAAUACUGGCAAGUCUAUAGAUAUUAGGGAGAACAAAACUGUAGAGAGCGUGUUCACAAGAAAAGUUCUCUCGAUAUAUUCUGACAAUGAAACUUCCACGGCAGCUCUAGAAUCGUGUGAAUCCGGUUACAUCGAUAGCUGCAUGCAUCCGGAGUAUGCUGUUUUUACAUGGAUACUUUGUCUUAUAGCGCUAGCAUCAGCUUUAAAACUUUAUUACCUUGUCAAAACAGCUUUAGCCACAAUCAUCGUGCUCGUCUAUGCUUUACUGAUACUUGUGAUCUAUAGGGAGCAUUUUACACUCAGAAUCAACGAAGAAAACACACGAACGAUUCCACUGUCAGCUCAGAUGCUCAUUUUUCUCGCCAUGUUUCUUGUAAUGGUGACAUACCAUGGCAGGCUUGUCGAGGUUACGUCACGACUUGAUUUUCUUUGGAAACAACAAGCUGAAAGAGAAUUAUCAGACAUGAUCGAAUCAAGGCAUAAUAACAUGCAACUACUCAAAAACAUUCUACCCGAUCAUGUUGCUCACCACUUUCUUACGCAGGACAGGGCACCGGAGGAGCUCUACUCCCAGUCGCGAGACAAAGUUGGCGUAAUGUUUGCCAGCGUUCCAAAUUUCACAGAGUUUUAUUCAGAAGAUGUGAAUAAGGGUAUGGAGUGCAUCAGACUGUUGAAUGAAAUCAUAGCCGAUUUUGAUGAACUCUUGGAUGAGACAAGAUUUCACUGCAUUGAAAAAAUAAAGACUGUUGGUGCAACUUACAUGGCAGCGUCUGGGCUAAACCCCUGUCAUAAUGAUAAGGAUAUCGAUGACAUGGAGCAUCUCUGCAGAUUAGUAGACUAUGCUGUUGCCAUGCGACAACGUUUAGAAGAUGUAAACGUCCAUUCUUUUAAUAAUUUUGAUUUGAGAGUCGGAAUAAGCUGCGGGCCACUUGUUGGUGGAGUAAUUGGUGCGAGAAAGCCUGUUUUUGACAUAUGGGGUAACACUGUGAAUGAAGCUUCGAGAAUGGACUCGACAGGAGAAAUGGGAAAGAUUCAAGUGCCAAAAGAAAUCGCAGAGUUUUUGAUCGUACGUGGUUAUCAGACACAGAAGCGUGGCUUGAUAGCAGUAAAGGGCAAGGGCACUAUGGAAACACAUUUCGUUUUAGGUAAGGGUGGAUUAAGUGCCGAAGAAACUUCAAAACUUACAAGUAACUGUCGAAGUCUAGCAGCUGUCGUUUAUGGGGUGGUCCAAGCCCGCAGAAAGCAGACUAGAGCGCUGCGGAGGACUUAAGAAUAGCAGAAAUUAAAAGAGAAAAAUCUAUUAAAAAAGAGAUCUACCGAAGAACUUUAUAGCUCAAAGGUAUUUUUAUGUGUAGGUAUAACAAUAGACGUUUUUCGGUAUUGGCUUACACAUCGCCAACACUACCGUCUAUGUCUUCUUUCCACUUUUAUGACUCCAUCCUCAGAUUAUCUCGUCUAUUUUAUCCUUACUCUAUUCUGGAUACGUGCAACAAAUUACAGACAAUCAGAGUUGAUUAAAUGUGAAGAUGUCGAUAACUUCUUUCUUUUGUUCACUGUCGUCAUUGUUGUCCAAACACGUUUUAUAAUCAGUGAAACCUACGUCAAUAUAGUAUGUUUAAAUUAUUACAUAUCACUAUUAUUAUUGAGGAAUGAAAUUGUAUAAGUAUGACUAUUAUUUAUUGAAUUAUACACUCCGAAGAGGUAUAAUUAUUAUUAAUAAACUCUCGUAAAUUAA